AUGGCACGCAAGGACCAGGCCAACGACAUCUUCGCCGGAACGUCGUUCCUUUAUGGCGGCAAUGCGCUCUACAUCGAGCAGAUGCAGGCACGCUUCGAGGAGGACCCCGCUUCUGUGUCGGCUGAAUGGCGGGAGUUCUUCGAAGGGCUGGCCGACAAUCGCGACGAUGUGAUCAAGACCGCCGAAGGCCCGUCAUGGGAACGCGAUCACUGGCCGAUCCCGGCCAAUGGCGAGCUGACAUCGGCGCUCGACGGCGACUGGGGCGAAGUCGAAGCCCACAUGAACGGCAAGAUCGCCGAAAAGGCGCAGACGGCCGGCGGCAUCUCCAGCGAGGAACUGGUGCGCGCGACGCGCGAUUCGGUGCGGGCGAUCAUGAUGAUCCGCGCUUACCGCAUGCGCGGCCAUCUGCACGCCGAUCUCGACCCGCUCGGCCUUGCGGGUCACAAGGAGGACUAUAACGAGCUGCAUCCGUCCUCCUACGGGUUCCAGGAGAGCGACUACGACCGGCCGAUCUUCAUCGAUCAUGUGCUCGGGCUCGAAUAUGCGACGAUCCCGCAAAUGCUCGACAUCCUCAAGCGCACCUAUUGCGGCACGAUGGCGGUCGAGUUCAUGCACAUCUCCCAUCCGGAGGAGAAGUCGUGGAUCCAGCAGCGCAUCGAGGGGCCGGACAAGGGUGUCGAAUUCACGCCGAACGGCAAGAAGGCGAUCCUGCAGAAGCUGAUCGAGGCGGAGGGCUUCGAACAGUUCAUCGAUGUCAAGUACAAGGGCACCAAGCGCUUUGGUCUCGACGGCGGCGAAUCCCUGAUCCCGGCUCUCGAGCAGAUCAUCAAGCGCGGCGGCCAGCUCGGCCUCAAGGACAUCGUGUUCGGCAUGGCGCACAGGGGCCGGCUGAACGUCCUGACCCAGGUGAUGGGCAAGCCGCAUCGGGCGCUUUUCAACGAAUUCAAGGGCGGUUCGUUCGUGCCCGACGAUGUGGAGGGCUCGGGCGACGUCAAAUAUCACCUCGGCGCCUCGUCGGACCGCCAGUUCGACGAAAACAGCGUCCACCUGUCGUUGACGGCCAACCCGUCGCACCUGGAGAUCGUCAAUCCGGUGGUGCUCGGCAAGGCGCGCGCCAAGCAGGACCAACUGGCGGGCGGGGCGCACCGUCCGGAGAUCGUUCCGCUGGAGGACCGCGCCGAGGUGCUGCCGCUGCUGCUGCACGGCGAUGCGGCAUUUGCCGGACAGGGCGUGGUCGCCGAGUGCCUCGGCCUUUCGGCCCUGCGCGGCCACCGGGUGGCUGGUUCGAUCCACUUCAUCAUCAACAACCAGAUCGGCUUUACCACCAACCCCUAUCUGUCGCGCUCCUCGCCCUAUCCGUCCGACGUCGCAAAGAUGAUCGAGGCGCCGAUCUUCCAUGUGAACGGCGACGACCCCGAAGCGGUCGUCUAUGCGGCCAAGGUGGCGAUCGAAUUCCGGAUGAAGUUCCACAAGCCGGUGGUCAUCGACAUGUUCUGCUACCGGCGGUUCGGCCACAAUGAGGGCGACGAGCCGGCCUUCACGCAGCCGAUCAUGUACCGGACGAUCCGCAAGCACAAAACGGCGGUGCAGAUCUAUUCCGACAAGCUGAUCUCCGAAGGCCAUGUGGCGGUCGAUGAUGUCGAGAAGAUGAAGACCGACUGGCGCGAGAAGCUGGAGAUCGAAUUCCAGGCCGGCGAUGACUACAAGCCCAACAAGGCCGACUGGCUGGACGGCAAAUGGUCGGGCCUUCAGCGCGCCGACAAUGAGGAUGAGCGGCGCCGCGGCAAGACCAAUGUGCCGCUCAAGACGCUCAAGGAAAUCGGCAAGCAGCUCACCACAAUCCCGAAGGACUUCAACGUCCACCGGACCAUCCAGCGCUUCCUCGACAAUCGCGCCAAGAUGAUCGAAAGCGGCGAGGGCAUCGACUGGGCGACCGCCGAGGCACUGGCGUUCGGCUCGAUCCUGCUCGACGGGCAGGGCGUGCGGCUAUCGGGUCAGGACUGCGAGCGCGGCACGUUUUCGCAGCGCCAUUCGGUGCUCUACGAUCAGGAGACCGAGGCCCGCUACACGCCGCUCAACGACAUCAAGGCCGGCCAGGGCCGCUACGAGGUCAUCAAUUCGAUGCUGUCGGAAGAGGCGGUGCUCGGCUUCGAAUAUGGCUAUACGCUGGCCGAGCCGAACGCGCUGACGCUGUGGGAGGCCCAGUUCGGCGACUUCGCCAAUGGCGCGCAAGUGCUGUUCGACCAGUUCAUCUCGUCGGGCGAGCGCAAAUGGCUGCGCAUGUCGGGCCUCGUUUGCCUCUUGCCGCACGGCUAUGAGGGCCAGGGCCCCGAACAUUCGUCGGCGCGGCUCGAGCGCUUCCUGCAGAUGUGCGCCGAGGACAACAUGCAGGUCGCCAACUGCACCACGCCGUCGAACUAUUUCCACAUCCUGCGGCGCCAGCUCAAGCGCGAGUUCCGCAAGCCGCUGAUCCUGAUGACGCCCAAAUCGCUGCUGCGGCACAAGCGGGCGACAUCGACGCUGGCCGAGAUGUCCGGCGAGAGCGCGUUCCACCGGCUGUUGUGGGACGAUGCCGAAUAUCGCAAGGAUGAAUCGGAGAUCAAGCUGGUCACCGAUUCCAAGAUCCGCCGCGUCGUGCUGUGCACGGGCAAGGUCUAUUACGACCUUUACGAGGAGCGUGAAGCGCGCGGCAUCAACGAUGUCUAUCUGUUGCGGGUCGAACAGCUUUACCCGUUCCCGGCAAAGGCGCUGAUCACCGAACUGUCGCGGUUCAAGAAUGCCGAGAUGGUCUGGUGCCAGGAAGAGCCCAAGAACAUGGGCGCGUGGGCAUUCAUCGAUCCGUAUCUGGAAUGGGUGCUGGCCCACAUCAACGCCAAGCACGCGCGCGUGCGCUACACCGGCCGGCCGGCCGCCGCAUCGACGGCCACCGGUGUGAUGAGCACGCACAAGGCACAGCUCGCCGCGUUCCUCGAGGAUGCGCUGGGCGAUUGA
Effrenium voratum is the source of this 2991-nucleotide messenger RNA. NCBI's taxonomy places the organism in Eukaryota, Dinophyceae, Suessiales, Symbiodiniaceae. The record is from the annotation of a GenBank genome assembly.